Spodoptera littoralis (African cotton leafworm) is the source of this 1657-nucleotide messenger RNA. The record is from the annotation of a GenBank genome assembly. NCBI's taxonomy places the organism in Eukaryota, Metazoa, Arthropoda, Insecta, Lepidoptera, Noctuidae.
UCUCCACUGGGCGCUCCGACUAAACACAAUACGGAAAACCACAUAGAAAGCAGAUGUGUUUCAAAUUUAUUUGCGAAAAAAACUAUAAACAAUCAAAAUGAUACUUUUCUUGCUACUCCUAAGUCUGAUCUCGACAUCAUGCGCAAAAAAGGAACCCAGGGUUGUGGAUAUGUUUGCUGGCAUAAAACCUUCCGUCAGGAACGAUAGCUUGCCUGCGAGAAAUGUCCAAACCAGCUUUUUGAUGAUGCCUGUUGAUCAUUUCGAUCCUCAUAAUUCAGCUACUUUUCGUCAGAAAUUCAUGUACAAUGAAGAAUUUUUUGGUGGCGACGGUUCUCCUAUAUUUAUCAUGAUCGGUGGCGAUUGGCCCAUUUAUCAUAACUGGUUGACCAACGGCAACAUGUAUGAAAUGGCACGAGAGAACAAAGGAUAUCAAGUAUAUAUCGAACAUCGGUAUUAUGGAGAAUCUCAAGUUUUCCCAACGUCGACCACAGAAAAUCUUCGUUUCCUGAACGCUAAUCAAGCACUUGCUGACCUCGCGUAUUUCAUCACAGAGAUGAAGAGGCAGCCACGAUUUGUAAGGAGUAAAGUGAUACUGUACGGAGGAGCGUAUGCUGGUAAACUAGCGAUGUGGUUCAAGCAGCGUUAUCCUCAUUUGGCGGUCGGCUCCGUCGCGUCCAGUGCAGCUAUCUUAGCUAAAGUUGAGAUCAGUGAGCUACUGGAAGUGGUCCAUGAAGCUUUCUUGCUAGAGGGAGGGGAGCAGUGCAUAGCACACAUUAGACAAGGAAUACACGAGACAGUCACGGCACUGCAAACCGAAACUGGAAAACGCACGAUUGAGGAAGUGUUUAGUUUAUGUGACCGAAUAGAAAAUAACUUGGAUUUGGGCCAGUUUUCGGGACUUAUUGCGUGGACUUUCAUGCGUCUAGUGAUGAAUUCUAGACCAGGACAACUGAAAGACAUUUGUAAUAAUUUCGACAAUAAUGUUUAUGGAGCAACUCCAAUGCAGCAAAUUGCUGGACUGAUAUCAGCAGGAACAAAUACGGAGAACACGUGUUGGGAUACUACGUUCGAAACUUCUAUUAAUGUUCUAUGCAGCAAGGAUAUGAAUAUGGGUUCAACUCGUUCACUUUACUACCAAAAUUGCGCUGAAUAUGGUUAUUUUCAAACUGCACCCAAAUCCGGCACUGUGUUUGAUGACCUGACGUGGCUCAACCCAGACUUCUACAACGAGAUUUGCCUAAGAUGUUUUGAUAAAAAAUUUGAUCGAGAUUUUGUUAAUACUGCUGUUGAUCGAGUAAACUUAGCAUUCGGUGGUCUUAAACCCGAAGUGAAGAAUGUCAUCAACAUCCACGGAUACUACGAUCCUUGGAGGGUGCUCGGAGUAUAUAAAGAAGAUAUUUCAGAAACCUCUCCUACUUUUACUGUAGACAGGGCAUCUCAUUGCUUCGACUUGAUCGAAUGGCCACCUAGCGACGACAACGCUGAGAUGAUAGCUGUUCAGCAAGAAGCAAGGAGAAUAGUGGCGUCCUGGCUAUCCAGUUAAAACGUCGUAUCAUUUUAGAGAUGCUUACAAUACGUUUCCUACCAUCACAAAUUAAACCAUUAUGUACCACAAAGGUACAUUUAAACUCGAUAGGUUUAUGGAAACUGUGCGAAA